Molecule: messenger RNA, 204 nt
Organism: Drosophila ficusphila
Lineage: Eukaryota; Metazoa; Arthropoda; Insecta; Diptera; Drosophilidae
Exons: 2
Coding region: 1-204 (67 amino acids)
Source: RefSeq, a predicted model, not a curated record
AUGCUGCCAUCCACAGAGGUCCUCCGGCGAUGGCGUGUAUCUUGUAUCUUCAGAUGCAGCAUGGCCUGCAACAACAGCGCCAACGUGCCAUGCAAAAUUGAUGGCUGCGUUGGAUGGUUGGUGGGGCUUAAGUGGCUGCUUUAUGGCCAACAACCGAACAGGAGCAGGACAUUCAGGACGACGAGGACAUGGGACUUGUUAUGA